Messenger RNA from Stylophora pistillata, 2627 nucleotides. Its product is annotated as proton-coupled folate transporter. Gene Ontology annotation, biological process: transmembrane transport. Gene Ontology annotation, cellular component: membrane. Gene Ontology annotation, molecular function: transmembrane transporter activity. The record is from RefSeq and is a predicted model, not a curated record. Lineage: Eukaryota; Metazoa; Cnidaria; Anthozoa; Scleractinia; Pocilloporidae.
AAGAAGCGGCCGAAAAUUAACAGGCACGAAGAAUUCGAAAGGAGAUUGACUUUUUGUCAAGAUGUUACGAAAAAAGCUUCCAACAUGGAGACGCUACCUCACAGUGGAGCCCUUGAUAUUUUUCUACGGCUACGGUCUGACGAUGAGCAUGCCGAUUUUUAGACAGUAUGUGUACAGCGUCAUCAGCCAGUGGAAGGGUUUACCCUACGAACAGUUGCUGUUGGAAAAAGAAGGCCUGGGAUGUCAAGAACAUUUUGCUGGUGCAAACAAUACUUUGAGGGAUCUAGAAAAUGAGGUACAAAGUCUGGCAACUAAAAUCGACACAGGAAACAUUGUCUUCUGGGCCAUUCCUUCGCUCAUCGUAGCACCAUUUUGGGGUCCAUGGACUGACAAAUCUCGCCGGAGGAAACCCGCGCUCCUCGCUCCUGUGAUUGGUGCAUUUCUUGCCAUUACGGUCUGGCUCAUGGUCAUGUAUUUUGAAUGGCCGCUGUACGUGACGUUUAUCGGCUCAGCGCUAGCUGGAUUCUCUGGUCAUCUAACGACCAUCUCGUUAGCAGUAAUGGCAUAUAUCGCUGAUACCACUGAAAAGAACGAAAUUGCUUUUCGGCUUGCCAUUAUGCAGACGCUUUUCUUCAUGGGAGGUGUCGUGAGCCAGUUGACCAGUGGUUUCUGGAUCCAUAGAUUCGGAUUCAUCAUACCUACGUGGAUCAUCCUGGGAUGUUAUUUAAUAUCUGGCCUCUGGGUCAUCUUCUUAGUUCCGGAAAGCCACGAGAAAGCCACCCACGAGAAACACAAUUUCUUCGAUAUCAAGAGCUUAAACGUUCUCGUCAACGUCUUUAGAAAGGAAAGGGAAGUCGGAAGGAAAAGUUUGCUUCUACUCGUUGUCGUAAGCGCUAUCAUCUACCUAACAAUAUUGGGCCUUGAAGGCGUAACUAGUCUUUUCGUCAUGAGAAGCCCCCUCUGCUUUAGACCCAAACUCGUUGGGUACUUUUUGGCAUACGGAAUGUUCCUCAGUGGAGUGGGAGGAGCCGUUGGUGUCAAGUUGCUUGGGAAGUUUUUCAGCGAGUUAAAUGCUUGUGAUAUAUCGAUUGUCAGUCAGAUUGGUGAAAUGGUGCUCCUAGCGUUCGCAACUCGGACCUGGUUGGUUUUUGUUGCACCAAUAUUGGGCUUCUUUAACUCAUCUGUUGGCCCAAUUAUCAGAAGUAUUUUGUCAAGGAUAGUUGGUAACGAUGAGCAAGGUUCCUUGUUUUGUGCUAUUGGCAUUAUUAGUAGCCUCUGCCAAUUCCUGGGUGCGACGUUAUUUUACAGCGUGUACGAACGCACUCUCCACCUCACAUUCGGUGGUUUCGUGUUCCUUCUGUGCGCCGCCAUAAAGCUAAUUCCUUUUUGUAUCCUCAGGUGCGUACAAGUACCACCGACCGAUGAACGGCGAGAAACAGGAGAAGAGAUGACAUUGAAGGAUGAUGAAGAAAAUGGUAAUAAACAAGACGAGAAGUUGCUCGAGGAAAACGGAAAAGUGAAAGACUCAGAACAUGAAAAUGAAAAUGACACAUCAGCAGAAGCCGACGUGUUUGACCCAGACAAAAUAGAGCUUGCAAAGCCAAUAGAGGACUAGGAAUAUCCACCGGAAAUGUUGAGAUAACAAAGCAGAAAGCAGGCUGACAGCCGAACAGACAGACAGACAGACAGACAGACAGACAGACAGACAGGCAGACCCACAGACAGACAUACAGACAGACAGACACAGUCAAGAGGACGGUUAAAAAAAUAGAUCAAUUUUUUUUUUUUUUAAUGUGUAAUAACAUCCAGAGCCUUAUGUCUUUUAAUACAAAACAAUAUAGUUUAGGUAAGGUCAUUGAUAAUAAUUAGUCACGUUUUUGCUUAAUUGAUACUUCUCUGAUUAGUGGUUUGAAAUGUAACGGCCAGAUGCUACUGAGAUUGAUUGAAAUAGGAGCGCAAGACUUGUACAUCAUUCACAUCAAAGCUUAAACGUAUUUUAAAGCUGUUUUGUUAAACACGGUUCAUAUUUGUUUUCUUCAUAGCAGCUGCUUAAACCGAUGUUUGUCGACUUCAGUGUAGCAUAUUGAAAAGACAAGUUAUUGACUACUUGAAUCAAAUAGAAAGUUCAGUUUUCAAGUCUCUGUUUCUGAUUUUCAUUCAGUUAAAAAAUCCAUUUUAGCUUAACAUGUUUGCUGGUGUGAACGGGAUAUACGUUAUCCAGACGAGUGAAAUAUGUGGUGGGGAUUUCCGGAAAAUGGUUGUAUCGAGUAUGUAUCGAAGCUCUCAAAGAGGUGAUAGCUCUUAGGGCUAACGGUUUAAUUUGGCCGUUUUAUGGCUGGCGGUUAACCCCAUUGAGGCCUUAUCUAUCGUAUUAGCCUUCUAGAAUUCUACACAUCCACAGUAUUUACAUAACCUGAGUAAUGCAUGCACCCAACGUCUACGCGACACGAUACCCUUAGCCAAGUAGAAUUUUUAUACAAUGUCAGAAAUAUGAGAGGACGAAGACAUCGUCAAAGCAAAUCGAAAGUUAAAGUAGGACAAAGUCCGACGUUCUCCAUACCUUGUAAAAUUCCCUUUUUUAGCUUGUUAUCCUUUUUGAGUAAUAAAGAUAUAACUGUUACACCAAG